CGCUUUUCCGGUGCCGAUGGCCGUGCCGGGGAUGGGGGACGGGGGACCCUGCGCGUGUGCGUGUGCGGCGUGUGUGUCUUUUUGUGUUCCCCACCAGGGCGACUCCGCUGAGCCAUCACGCAUCCUCUCGUGAGAGCGUAUCCUUCGCUCCUGUGUCAGGAAAGAAAGAACAGAGCGCGGAAGUGCGCCGCCAAGGUUCGAACAAUGGAGAUGGCGCUCCGGACGGUGCCGUCCGACAGAUCCCGCGCACUCCCUUUGCCCGCGAUCGACCGCCCCCGCGUGACCGAGGGACCCCAGCGACCGCACUCUGAGCGCCAGCCGGCAUGCUCAUCAGAACCGCGGCCGGGUGAGGAGAAGGAGGAGGAGGAGGCCCGCGGCGGCGGCGGCUGCCAUCUCAGCCCUUGGGACUCGUGAGUUCGGCCAUGGCUGGAUGCUUCUGGCUCGGUGGAUAAUUUCCACCCCACCCUGAACCUGAAGCCGCUCCCGCCCCACGUGCGCACGCCCCUCGGCACAAAUCUACCGGGCCCGAUCGUCAGGGGUGCGGCGACUCUCAUCGCCCGGGGGUCCUCCGGCAACGUGUCCAAACACCGCGCCCUCCCCCCGCGGGACCUGGCCGCGUGGCACCGCCCAGCCCAGCCAACUUGUCCGUUUCCAAGCGCGGAUCCCCAGGGACGGCGCCAUGGGGUCCUGAGCGGCUGAGAUGGACGCGAGACGGCCGCGCCUCUCCCGGCAGCCCACUACCGCUCGGACCGGUUAACAUUGGUGGCGUCGCUGGCCUCGCCGGGGGAGCAGUAUGCAGGAGGCUGACUUUCCGGCCACAAAUGCUUUCACAGAGUGCAAAUUCCACUGCACCAAUGGCAACUGCCUGCGCCUCGGAUCGUUAAUCUGCAACCAGCUGAACAACUGCGGGGACAACAGCGACGAGGAGAACUGCCCCGCGGCGACCCAGCAGCCCCCGCCCGGCAUCUUCAGCUCUGAACUGGAGUUUGUUCAGAUAAUCAUUAUAAUCGUGGUGAUGACCGUGAUGGUGGUCGUGAUCAUCUGCUUGCUGAACCACUACAAACUGUCCACCUGGUCCUUCAUCAACCGCCAGAGUCAAGGCAGGAGGCAGGAGGAAGCUCUACAGUCGGAUGGUUGUCUGUGGCCGGCGGAGAGCGGGGCACGCCAAGGAGCCGCUGAGGUGAUGUACGCCCCGCAGUCCCGGGAAAGGGUCGCCGCGCCCUCGUUCAUGCAGCGCGACCGAUUCAGCCGCUUCCAGCCCACCUACCCGUACCUGCAGCACGAGAUCGACCUGCCGCCCACCAUCUCCCUGUCGGAUGGCGAGGAGCCUCCGCCCUACCAGGGGCCCUGCGCGCUGCAGCUGCGGGACCCCGAGCAGCAGAUGGAGCUCAACAGGGAGUCGGUCCGCGCGCCGCCCAACCGGACCGUCUUCGAUAGCGACCUGAUCGACGUGCACAGCGUCGGGGGACCGCGCCCGCCCAGCAGCAACUCGGGAAUCAGCGCCGCCCACUCGGGCGGCCACGGGCGCAUGGAGGGCCCGCCUCCGGCCUACAGCGAGGUCAUGGGCCACUACCCGGGCUACUCCUUCUUUCUUCACCAGCACAGCAAUAACCCCCCGGUGCCGGGGGAUGGACGCAGGACGCUCCAGCAGGGCGAGCCGCAAAGCACAACGGUUCCUGCCAAGGCCAAGGAAGGCCAGCGGGACGGCCUGGUGUAAAGGGCGGGGCGGGGCCGAGCGAAGGUGGGGUGCGGAUGUGCCCGUCUAGUCUAGCUCCUCCCCCUCCACACAAGGGGGUGUGGUCACCUGCUCAACACUCCCACGCACAACUGAAUAUCAACCUUUGCUACAAAGAAACAGACAGGAAAAGAGAGGAACCAAGCUUACAAAUGCUUGUUUUUUUUUUUCUUUUUUUUUCCUUUUUUUUUUUUUAAAGACAAUACUGCUAAAACUGCGGGGGUGCACACUGCGUGGAGUUUUCGGUUUUGUAGCGAUUUUUUUGGUAUUUUCUUCAUACGAGUAAAAGAGACGAUCAGUACUGCUUCUGAAGAGUCCCCCCUCCAAGGACUGCAUUGGCCGUGGAAUUGAGAAUUUUUUUCUCCUCUUUGUUUUUCUUUUUUUCUUGUUUUUUUGUUUCUUU
Messenger RNA from Scleropages formosus (Asian bonytongue), 2138 nucleotides. RefSeq names its product low density lipoprotein receptor class A domain containing 4b (gene ldlrad4b). NCBI's taxonomy places the organism in Eukaryota, Metazoa, Chordata, Actinopteri, Osteoglossiformes, Osteoglossidae. The transcript has 6 exons. Gene Ontology annotation, biological process: negative regulation of transforming growth factor beta receptor signaling pathway. Gene Ontology annotation, molecular function: R-SMAD binding. Gene Ontology annotation, cellular component: early endosome membrane; Golgi membrane. The record is from RefSeq and is a predicted model, not a curated record. The coding region runs from base 794 to 1717 and encodes 307 amino acids.